ACAUAGUUGAGCACGAAUGGAGCUCUUUCCCCAGGCGGUUUCUUCACACUUUGUAGCACUGACUACGACUUCCACGUGCGCAGUCGACACGGACUGGCAUUCUGUCUGCGACCAUGAAGCUCUUCUGGGUGCUUUUCGUGCACCUUUCCGCUCUGGUCGCCAGUCAGCAGGAUGCCACCAAGGAGGAACAGCUUGCCCGGGCGCUGCAGCUGCUGCAGACGAUGCCACAAUGUGCGCGUGUUUGCUUGGCACAGGCUGUUGCUGCCUCUGGUGUCUCGCUCGGUAACCUCGAUCUGACUGCCAGUUGCACCAAUGCGACGAAUACUGCCAUCGUCGAGGGAUGUGUUCGAGAGACGUGCCUGCCGCGCGAGCAACUUACUGCGAAGAAUGUUACCGAGACGCUCUGCCAAAGGCCCGUUCGUGAGGUGUCUGAUAUCCCUAUCGGGACCUACAUUGGAGCUGCGCUUGCCACAACAGCCUUCUUCAUGCGCAUGCUCUCGAAGGUGACCUUUCCUUGCGAAAGAGGCGCUCGCAUCGACAAUGAUCUUUGGUGGGACGAUGCUGUGAUAACGUUCGCCUGGAUCCUGAUGAUUCCCAUCUCAGUACUGUCUGGCUAUCUGGCCAAACUCGGUAUGGGUCGAGAUGUAUGGACCAUCCAUCCUGACAAUAUCACGCAGCUCCUCAAGGUUUACUAUUUCGACGAGAUGAUGUACGUGGUGGCGUUGCCAGUCAUCAAGAUUUCAAUGCUGCUCACGUAUUUGCGCAUCUUCCAGUCGAAGCGAUUCCGCUGGUUGGUGUUUGGAGCGCUGGGACUCAACAUUGCUUACCUUAUUACCUUUCUGUUGAUCACCAUGAUCCAAUGCAGACCUUUGAGUUUGGCAUGGCUCCGAUGGACGAAAGAGUACCCGGGAACGUGUAACAACAUCAACGCCCAGUCGUGGGCGGCGGCAGCACUGAAUAUUGUGCUCGAUGUCAUCGUUGUCGGGCUUCCUAUUCCCAUGCUGUGGAGGAUGGACCUCAACAUUCGCAAGAAGUUGCUAGUGAUGCUCAUGUUUGGCGUCGGAUUCUUCGUCACCAUUGUCAGUAUCUUGCGGCUUCGAUUGCUGGUUAGGUUUGGCGACUCAGAGAACCUUACACAUGACUACAAACAAGCCGGGUUCUGGACGAUCGUGGAAUUGCAUACGGCCAUCGUUUGUGCUUGUAUGCCUGGCAUCCGAAACCUCCUGCGUCGCGCCUGGCCGAAACUCAUGGGCCAAACUGUGGCAUCGACAGGUGCAAGUACGGCUCCAUCGACUGGGCUCUCUGGCCGCACUGCAGUCAGCAGCGGGGUUGACAAAUCAGGUACUCAGGUCUUUACCCGCCCACGACACAGCGAUGAUGGAGACUUUAUUCCGCUGGAAGAAAGGCACAGCCAGAGGGACUUGAAAGCAGUGUCGCCGGCUUGAGAAGCUCGAGGAGUGGGACAAUUGAGGCAAUUGAAGGGGAGGAACAAGUCGUGACGGAACUCGAAGAUGAAGCAAGAUGGUGAGACACGCUGUGUGCCCGCUUGGCCACAAAGAAUGGCAUCGACAUCUCAGCGCACGGCGAGGCCAGACCUUUACUGGAUCCACCGAUGUAAAUCGAUCUCUGUUCGACCUUGGAAAAGGAUGUGAGGAGUCUGCAAUCGGGAAAGACAGGCGUGGUGGGAGUGCAACGAUGAGACGGCCGCGAUUGCAAUUGGCGACACCAGGCGGAUUGGCUGUAGGAUGAACAGGACUUCCAGCCGGGCGGGACGGCGGCGAAGAGCUCCCACCAUGUGCGGCUGCUGCGAUGCGUGUGAGUUCCUCGAGCAGUAUGUGAGCACAGCAGUAGCCGCAACUCUCUCCAGGAGUCAACACCGCUGCGAAAACUUUGUCCCGGUGGAAGGGCAUUUGUAUCUUGAUAAUUAGCUUCUAAUGAGCGACAAGUAUGUAUGCAGACAAUGCUGCUAACAUGCCAUUCGAAAAAUUGUGUUCCACGGC
Cercospora beticola is the source of this 2000-nucleotide messenger RNA. RefSeq names its product CFEM domain-containing protein. Lineage: Eukaryota; Fungi; Ascomycota; Dothideomycetes; Mycosphaerellales; Mycosphaerellaceae. The record is from RefSeq and is a predicted model, not a curated record.